Micromonas pusilla CCMP1545 is the source of this 1809-nucleotide messenger RNA. RefSeq names its product Multidrug/Oligosaccharidyl-lipid/Polysaccharide flippase superfamily. The transcript has a single exon. The coding region runs from base 1 to 1809 and encodes 602 amino acids. The record is from RefSeq and is a predicted model, not a curated record. Gene Ontology annotation, molecular function: antiporter activity; xenobiotic transmembrane transporter activity. Gene Ontology annotation, biological process: transmembrane transport. NCBI's taxonomy places the organism in Eukaryota, Viridiplantae, Chlorophyta, Mamiellophyceae, Mamiellales, Mamiellaceae. Gene Ontology annotation, cellular component: membrane.
AUGCCGCGCGUCUCCUCCACCGCGCGCUCGCUCCACCGCGAGCACACGUCCACGCCCGCGCUCCUGCGCCUCUCCGCGUCCGCGGCGGCGAUGAACGCGGUGAUCCCCCUCGCGCUCGCCGUCCAGAUCGCGCUCCUCGGGCGUCUCCAUCGGAGUCGCGGCGAAGGCGCGACGACGCAGGCGGCGUUCGGGCUGUGCGUCACCAGCUGCGGCGUCGGCGUCACGGUGUUCAACUUCCUCGUGGACGGCGUCACCGCCAAGGUGGGCGAGCGCGUCGGCGCGCGGCGAUGGCGCGCCGCCGCGGGGAGGGUCCGCAUGGCGAUCGCCGCGGCGCUCGCGUGCGGAUGCGUCGCGACGGGCGCGCUCCUCGCGCUGCGAGAGACGCUCUUCGCGCUCUUCGCGAUCGAGGGAUCGGACGUCGCGGUUCGCGCGAGGACGUACUACGCGUACCGCGCGCUCGGCAUCGCGCCGCAGUGCGUCGCGAGCAGCCUCGGCGGGUGCUUGGGAGGGUACCGACGCGUCCACGCGGCGACCGCGCUGUCGACGACGCGCGCGAUGGUGGAGACGAUCGCGGUCGCGGCGACGCUGACGCUUUCCGCGGACGCCGACGUCGUCAUGCGCCGCAUCGGGAUCGCGUACGUGCUCGUCGUCGUCGCGCACGCGCUGGUCGGCGGCGCGCUCGUGCUCGGGCUGACGCCCGAGGGCGCGCCCGGGCCGCUGGCGAUACUUCCGGCGAAGUGGGCGCGAGCGCGGAGGAGGGGGUCCGACGACGCGGCCGGCGACGACGGCGACGACGGCGACGGCGACGCCCUUCUCGCGCCCGCGCGCGCCGGGGACGACGACGAGACCGACGCGGAGGAGGGAUGGAUGGACUUCGCGUGCGACGGCGCGUCGAUGCUGAUACGCUCGAUCCUCCUGCAAGGUAGCUUCUUCGGCGCGAUGGUCGUCGCGAGCCGAGAGCUGAACGAAAAAGGCCUCGCCGCGCACCACGUCGUGUCGCAGCUGUGGAUGUUAUCCGCGUACGUCGUGGACGGGUUCGCGACGGCCGGGACGGUGGUCGGGAGUCGCCUGGUGGGGAUGGCGGUCGCGGGGGAUGGGAGAAGGGGGGGGGGCGACGCCGACGACGACGACGACGACGACGACGACGCCGACGACGACGACGACGACGACGACGACGACGACGACGACGACGACGACGACGACGAAACCGCCGCCGACGUCUUGCCCGCGCUCCGUUCGGCGUGUCUCCGUCUGCGCGUCUUCGGCGUCGUCACCGGGCUCGUCUUCGCCGCCGCGCUCCUCCUCCUCCGCGAUCGCAUCGUCGCUCUGUUCACGGACGACGAAGACGUCGUUCGAACGCUCGCGGCGCCGGCGGUGUGGACGAAGCUGUCGCUCGCGCAGCCGCUCAACGCGCUCGUGUUUACGCUCGACGGUCUCGCGUACGCGUUUCAGGAUUUCGGGUUCGUGCGCGAGAUGUUCAUCGCCGGCGUGGGGCUCGUGUUCGCCCCCGCGCUGACGUUCGCGGCGGUCGCGCGAGCGCCGAGCUUGGGGGGGAUAUGGACCGCGAAAGUGGCGUUAAACGUCUGGAGGGCGACCGUUUUGUCGAUUCGGCUGAGCGCGUAUUGUCUGACGGAGACGGGGUUCGAGAGCGUCGCGGAGAGGCUGCGGCGGGGGGAGGCGGACGCGGCGAGGAGGAGGAGACGGCGGCGGCGGCUGAUGCGGCGGCGGCGGCGGGCGCGUGUGCGGGGAGAGGGGGGUUUGGAUGACCUCGAGGCGUCGCUGUUGUCGGGAGACGAGGAGGGCGGGUAG